AUCUACCUGUCUUCGAACAUAGCCUAUACAGCGAAUAUCGCUGGCCCAUUUCAUCCAGUGGAGUGCAUUUUGCAUGCCAUUGCAACAAGCGCGCGUGACCGGUCCCCCGGUGUCUGUGUGUGUUUGUGCGUGCGUGUGAGAGAGCAUUUUCUGAAGGUUUCACUCAAACCGGAAGGAUUCACUCGUUACAGUCGUAUCACCGCUAUUGAGACGGUGCCUGAAGGGCUCACACGUUAAAUCCCAACGGCAACGCUUAGAUUAUAGCACCCUCCGUUAAACGCCUUCUUCCCAUAAACCGUGGUGUUCAGAAACGGACGAGGGAGGAACUCUAAACAGUGAACUUUAUCCACAUGGCAGAGCCCAACUUCCCCCCACUGCCGGGAUUCAUCCCGCUCAAGCCAUGCUUCUACCAGGACUUUGAUGAGAUCCCUGAACAGCACCGCAGCAUGUGCAAGAAAAUGUACCACCUGUGGAUAUUGAAUAGUGUUACUCUUGCUGUGAAUCUCAUUGGCUGCUUUGCUUGGAUGUUUGGUGGAGGUGGUGUGACCAACUUUGGGCUGGCUAUCAUCUGGCUCCUGAUGUUCACUCCCUGCUCUUAUGUCUGUUGGUUCAGGCCCAUCUACAAGGCCUUCAAGAGUGACAGCUCCUUCAACUUCAUGCAGUUCUUCUUUGUGUUCAUGGCCCAAGUUGGAAUCAGCAUCAUCCAAAGCAUAGGCAUACCUGGAUGGGGAGUAUGUGGUUGGUUGGCUACCAUCUCCUUCUUCAGUUAUAAUAUUUUUAUUGCACUGAUCAUGUUGGUCCCUACUAUCAUGUUCACUGCAGUGGCCUCAUUGUCCUUCAUUGCCCUAACCAGGAUCCAUAAUUUCUACCGUGGCAGCGGGGCCAGCAUGUCCAAAGCUCAGGAGGAAUGGACCUCAGGAGCUUGGAAAAACCCUCAUGUGCAGGCAGCGGCCCAGCAGGCUGCCAUGGGGGCAGCUGCUGGAGCCAUGCAGGGUCAGCCCUCUAGCCCACAAUAUGACGAUAACCAGAUGUAGCCACUUCAAGACAGAGAUGUCAAACAAAUGAUGUGACAGAUAUGCCAAAGUUUGAGCAACAGGGUUAGGGAGAUUUGACCAUUUCCCACAAUAUCAUUGAUGAUUAAGUGUUUCAGAAACAACACUUGCAUAAUUUAACAGGUUCAGUUUUUACAUUUUGGUCAAAUCACAGAAUCAGGAGAAUUGUCAGUGAUUUCAUGCAACUUCCUCAUUUGGCAAACCAAUAGCUCUGAAUAUCUGUGGGAAGUUUCGCCAUCCUGUAUUAAAGGGCAUGCAAAUUAUUUGUGGUGUUUUUUAUCGUUUCAUAUUUUUUCCCUCCUGGUCUUCUGUUGGAGGUUGAAAUGAAACUAGUUUAGAAUGUGCACUAGAGCUGUGUGCUAAUAUAUUCUUUGUAAUGACCUAUAGUUCUAGCAAAUUUUACAAAAGAAAGAAAAAAAACUGAUGUACAAUAACUUUUGUUGUGAUGAAGAUUAAAUUAUUUAGAAGUAUCUUAUUUAAUUUAUUUACCAAUUAGCACUUUUAGAAUGAUACAUUGCUUAGGAUGUAAAGUUAGUUUUUCUUGUAUUUUAAAUUCAAAGGUAAACCAAAGAUCCGAUGUUAGAUUGUAACCUUAUUUUAAAUCCUGUUAAUUUAUGUGACUCAGCAUCAUUUCAUCAUAUUUCUAUGCAGUUUAUCAGUGAUUGCACUGUGAAAUUAAAGAAUGUUGAAAGGGAGUCUUUCUGUAUUACAGUAAGACAGUAUUAUUGCAAAACUUACUUGAAGCUGACUCUCUAAUGUACUUGAAGCUUCUUGUUGACGUACUGUAUACCUUACACUGAAACCACAUUUAUAUCACAGAUGAAUUAGUGUUUAACGGUCCCAAGUAAGUUCAGCAAAAACAACUGAAAUACCUGUCCCGUGUGCUGUAAUCAGCUCUAGAUUAUGUGUUUUUUAGUUUUGUACUGAAUGUCAAUUUAGCAUGUGCUCUUUUUUAAACUGUGUCGAAUGAAGACAACUUUGCUCCUGCUGUAUGGCUAUUUGACCACAGAGAGGUGCUGGUGGAUUUAGUAUGAAAUAAAAAGCUCCAACAUUUGCAGACAUUCAUCCUUCAGAGAUCAUAGCCUACAUUUAUGGCACAUGGAGGUACUGUACAUACACUUUAGCCACUUGACAGUUAUCAUAUCAUACUUGGGCUGAGAUCCAAAGAUUGCAAAAAGUUUGUUAUAGUAUUAUUCUGCAGUUACUAAAGGAGAUUGCUUUGCAUUAAAUCUCUUUGUUUUUUGCUUGAGAACUGUAUUUUUGCCCCAUUUA
Molecule: messenger RNA, 2324 nt
Organism: Micropterus salmoides (largemouth bass)
Lineage: Eukaryota; Metazoa; Chordata; Actinopteri; Centrarchiformes; Centrarchidae
Product: secretory carrier-associated membrane protein 5-like
Exons: 7
Coding region: 351-1034 (227 amino acids)
Biological process (GO): protein transport
Cellular component (GO): recycling endosome membrane; trans-Golgi network membrane
Source: RefSeq, a predicted model, not a curated record